AACAACUGGGUGUUGCAGAAAACACAGGACUAAAAGUAGGACCUUUCAUCAGACCAACUUCAGAAAAGCAUCCUGACUCUCAGGCAGCACUUCAAGCGUUUUGAUUUCAAGCGAAUCCCAUUGUCACAUACUGGAAUAAUCAUUCAGGGCCCAACCAACGCUGUUCUCAUUUGGGAUAUCUACUGUUUCUUUUCAUACUAUUGAUAUCUUCUCUUCAUAAAGCACCGGUGGAAGGCACCAAUUAUUGAAAUUCUGUGACCAAUUAGCUAAUUGUAUGGCUACGUUCUCAUAGUCCUCCUCUUCUCUUCAUUGCAGCUCUCCAGGCAGAAUACGCUUUUUUAACUACUUCAAACUACUACACAGUGUGCUCUCCCCAGAAACUGGCAUCCGAUUCUUGAAAAAGGCACUGGGAUGUGCUCAGACAUUGUGGAUUUUCUUGUUGUGAGGAGGAAAUUCUGGCUAAUUUGCAAAACAUUCCUACCAGUAUUACUGCAAGCAUCAUGUUGUGGGCUUGGGGUGUGGUCCUAACCUUGCUGCUGGGCUCAGUUCCAUUGCCACUGGCUGGAGGCAGCUGUCCUGCGGAGUGUUUGUGCGCCUCUGAUAUCCUCAGCUGCAGCUCCAUCAGCUUGAAGCAACUGCCUGCCACACUGCCCUCGACAGCUGCCACACUAGACUUUAACCACAAUCAACUGUCACAGCUUGAAGAAGGCAGCUUCGCAGGACUGCCUCGUCUGGAUUCACUACAACUGGCCCACAACCGACUUGUCGCGCUGGCGAGAGGAACCUUCCGGAAUGCCAGCAGCCUGAGGCAUCUGGACCUGUCGUCCAACCUCCUCCGAGUCGUCGAGCAACACUACUUCCAAGAGUUGGUCGGGAUGGAAGAGCUGCUUCUCUUCAACAACCGCAUCACCCAAGUGGAGAGUUUAGCCGCCGGGCUCAGCAGCAACCUGCGCAAAGCCUACCUGAGCCACAACCUCCUCACGGACUUCCCCUUUUUUUCAAUCCAGGAGCACAGCCACCCUUUCCUGAGCACACUGGACCUCUCCUCCAACCGCAUGACCAGACUACCAGUGGAGGACAUCUGGGCACUACCGCCCGCGGUGCAGAGUGGCCUCUUCCUGCACAACAACACGCUGAUCUGUGAGUGCUCCAUGUACGGUCUCUUCCUGCACUGGGAGCAGCGGGGCUUUGCCUCGGCUCGGGAGUACCACCGAGACCACACCUGUCUGUUGUACGGAGAACGACGAGCUUCGGUGCGAUUCUUCCAGCACAGACGCUUCUUUGAAAACUGCACUCUGCACAUGCCACAGGUGGGAGAGAGAGACGGCGGCAGCCUGCUGGCCUAUGUCGGCGAUUCGAUCACACUUGAGUGCCAGACUUCACUGCAAGGAGGGCAGCACACGAGGUACUUCUGGGUUUCGCCCCACCAGGAGUACAUCGCACCCCCAGGCAACACUCAGGGCUCACUGCACAUGCAUGCCAACGGGAGUCUGGAACUCGUCUCCGCACAGGUGAAAGACUCUGGAGUGUACUGGUGUAUGGCCCUGAACCGCCGGCGCAACGAGACCCGAGAGGUGAACGUGACGGUGGUGCCGCGGCACGUGGAGUACGAGCCCUUCAACACCGGCUUCACCACCCUGCUGGGCUGCGUGGUGACCCUGGUGCUUGUCCUUAUGUACCUGUACCUGACCCCCUGUCACUGCUGGUGCCGUAAGCAGCCCCCUGCCCCCACCACCACCACCCCCAGCCCGGCCAAUGAGUGCAGUGCGGCGCAGUCGUCCAUCCUGACACCAUCCACGCCCCCCGCCACCACUGAGGGCCCCGGACGGAGGGUCAGUAAUAUCAAGCACGUGGUGUUUCGGGAGCCCGUCAGGGAGGUGCAGAAUGGGCGGCUUCUGCACAUAAAACCUCAGGUGCGUCACGAUGCGUCAGAGCCUGUGACCUCGGUUUUUUCGGACACACUCAUCAUCCGGUAGCCCUGCCCUCCUGCCCUGACACCCACUGCUCCCCCUAACCCAAACCCCAGCCUGAUGACUGAGUGGGGCGCUCCACAAGGGCAGCCAUCCUCACAGCCUCUGAGAAACAGAGCAAGAGUACUGCAAAGCAUAGAUAAGUGGGGUAGAAGAAAAAAAGAAAGGACUGAGAGAGGAUAUUUUCUGAGACCAGAGUAAGACACACAGAGGCAAGACAGAGUGCCUCAUAUAAGUACCUGCAAAACACUAAGUCUAAAGGGUGGAGAUCCUCUCCUUUAGUACCUUAAGAGACCCUUAGCUAUGAAUGCCUUCUUAACAAAUAGAAAUAACCCACUGCAUUAUACAGAAGCACCUUUUCCUUUUCACAAAAACCCAGUAGCUUCAGAGACCUACAAAUGCUGUUGUAUAUGUAUAUAUAUGUUCAGCAGAGACCUACAAAUGCUGUUGUAUAUGUAUAUAUGUUCAGCAGAGACCUACAGAUGCUGUUGUAUAUGUAUAUAUGUUCAGGAAGUGACCUACAGAUGCUGUUGUAUAUUUAUAUAUGUUCAGCAGAGAACAUUUCAGUUGUGGAAAAAGGAUAGACUAAACGACAACUGUGACCAAUUAUGGAUUCCAUUCCCACUGUGACUAACAGCACAUUUUUUUAUUUGACUAGCCUACUUCAUUUAGAUAGAAUGGGUGGGGCAAGUGUGCUUUGAUUGACUAGCUACUUCAUUUAGAUAGAAUGGGUGGGGGAAGUGUGCUUUGAUUGCAACUUCAUUUAGAUAGAAUGGGUGGGGGAACUGUGCUUUGAUUGCACUUUAAGACAGAGAAGGGUAAUUGAAAUGUGUCAUAUUGAUGUUUGCCCAUCUUGAGGUCUCGACUUGACUUAUUGACUAAAUAUCAGGAGGGAAAUGGAGAAUUGACCAUAUGACAAGAACAGAUCUUUUUAAUGGACAAUAACAGUGUGACAACAACUGAAGGGGUGGAACAGACAGAUCACUUCCAUCUGGUAACCUUCCCACUCACCAUCCCAUCAUUCAACCCUUUCUUUUCCCCUUCCUCAUCACCUUCCCUUUUCCCCUUCUACCUAAGCCCUAAUAAACCAUUCUGCUUUAACAUUUGAGCUGAACGUCUGCUUGUUCUUGUGAGACAAAGGGGGGAAAUCAAAGCUGACCAUUGAACCUGUGUGCAUGUGUGUGGUAGUAGUAGUAAGGUCUAAUGGGCAUAGAGUGAUUAAGCAAUAUAGUACGAGUGCGAGUGGGG
Clupea harengus (Atlantic herring) is the source of this 3218-nucleotide messenger RNA. RefSeq names its product adhesion molecule with Ig like domain 3 (gene amigo3). Lineage: Eukaryota; Metazoa; Chordata; Actinopteri; Clupeiformes; Clupeidae. Gene Ontology annotation, biological process: brain development. Gene Ontology annotation, cellular component: membrane. The record is from RefSeq and is a predicted model, not a curated record. Gene Ontology annotation, molecular function: protein binding.